Messenger RNA from Plasmodium inui San Antonio 1, 4287 nucleotides. RefSeq lists its product as hypothetical. Bases 1 to 4287 code for a protein of 1428 amino acids. The transcript has 8 exons. NCBI's taxonomy places the organism in Eukaryota, Apicomplexa, Aconoidasida, Haemosporida, Plasmodiidae. The record is from RefSeq and is a predicted model, not a curated record.
AUGUUGCUUUUUUGCCUGAACGGUCAGGUGGAAUUGGGGGAAACCAACUUGGGAGGGGACGGUCAAAUGUGCAAAAUGUCACAUCACCGUGGAGGGGACGGUCAAAUGGGCAAAAUGUCUUAUCACCGUGGAGAGGAGGAUCCCAAAUGGGGUAGUUCUCCCACGUGUGGAAGUCAACAGGAAUGUCUCUCCUCUCUGCAAAGUUUGGGAGCCUCACCCGAAACGUGGUGUUCCGCCCCGUUUGUUGGACAGCGCCCCCUUACCUUCAGUAAGCCGAGGGGACACCCCCAAGGGGAAGGAGGCCCGUCGGGGAAGGCCCAAUUGGGCGAAGCGGGAAAGGAAGAGGGAAACAAAGCGGGAGGCGAAGCAGAAGACGACGCAGGUCAUACCCCACCGUACAACACACCCAUAGACCAAUCAAGCGAAGACAAGACCAUCACCGCGAACGUUUACUUCAUCUGCUACUACAUGCUCACAAACUAUGACGACGAGAUUGUCGGAGAGAUUUCCCAUUUGUGCAAAAUCAUAAUCAAGUAUUGGUACAUCCUGCACAAGAACUUGGUUCUCAUGGGCUACUUUGUCCUUCUGUCUGAACUUUUUUAUGAGGGAGGAGAUUCCUUUUCGGCUCGGUUAGAGCUCCUCUUGGGCAGCAGACGCUUCGCCGAUCUUUUGGAUGGUCACCGAUUAAGCGACCGUCUGUUGGGUGGAGCGCGGCAGAGCGCAGGGGAGAGCAGCGACUCGGGUAGGGCUGCAGGUGGAGACCGAGGUAGUGUUCCAGGCAGCCUUCGAGGUAUCCCUCCAGGUAUCCCUCCAGGAGUCAACCAAUACAGUGUCCCCCCUAUCCCCCAGCGACCCAGCCUGCAAGACGAUCUCCACGCCAUCUUCACAAACCUCAUCAAGUCGCUGCAGCCAGAGGAGCACCCCCUUAUCCACCUCGACCCCGAAGCGAAUUGCACCCUGGAACAGUUAAAUGAAAAUAUCGGUACUUACUACUUUAGGCACCUCUACAACGUUUUUAUGUUAAGAAGGCAAAGCGACGUGUAUCUUCUGCGAUUUCUGAGGGGAUAUCUGUACUUCCGUUUUUUUAAUAACCACACAGAUGGGGUGCCAGUCGUUAGGGAACAUUUCUCUGUGAAUUAUUUGCUCUGUCUCUACGAGACGUCCAAUGUGGUUUAUGUGAAUAGGGGGACUUAUCGCCCCCAGCGUGAUUCCUCCACCAUCCUCAGCGAGGACAACUCAUUAUAUUCGCUAAACAUGUAUGAGCAGCUGGAUCAUAAGGGGAGCCAUUGCUCAGGUGACAAGUCGAACUGGACUAAAACGAGAUUUUCCCAUUUUCGAAACAUCAAGGAUGGUUUGAAGUUGCAAGACGUGGGACUCAUCGGAGACGUGAGCAUCCUCUUCUUCCUCCUCACGAACGAAAGGCAAGUGGAAAACCACCUGCACGAAGUCAUGUUCACCACGUGGGACAACUCUAGAGAGAGCACUGGAAGGGAGACAAAAAGGGAAGAGCUCGUUUUAACGAACAAGUGGUGGAAGGAGAUCCAUCACUUCGCUAACUCGAUCGAUUGGGGAAAACGAAGCAACUCACAAGAGGGAAUAUCUAACACAUCUGAAGCAAACUCGACAGGACAUUUGGCCCCGACGGGUGAUGCAUACAGGGAAGAAGAGGAACCCCCUCUUAAGAGAAAAUGCAAAUGCCUUCAUUUUAUCAACUUUUAUAUGGACGCUCUCAUAGUGAUGCUCUGCACACAUGGAACAGUUCAUUCGGAAGGAGAAAAUAAAACGGAGACAACUCCAGUUAUGUCACAUAGGCAAAUAACAAACGCCACAAACAAGCAACCCAUUUCUGAAGAGGCCCUCCAGAAUGACCUGGUCAAAGACAUCCUGCAAGAAUAUGCCGGCCUCUAUAACAGCUACUUUUAUUUAGCCCUUCAAAUGAAAUGGCCUCAGGGGAUUCCUAACUUGAGGAUGACGAUGGAGAAGGUAUUCCUAUUCCUGACGUCGAGGAGGGUUAAAAAGGCGCAUCAUAUCGACGCGACCGAUGAUGAGGUGGACCUGCGCCAGUACUACCUCUCCCUCCUGCUAAUAUGCAUGAACAAGUGUUUCUGUGUCUCAUCCCUCUGUGGGUAUCAAGAUUUGAUGGAAAGAUACUUCUCUAAAAAUUUCAUUUUUUGCCUGUUAAAUGUGAGGAACCCCUGUUCAUACGUGAGGGAACUGGCCGAGUACACAAUACAGAAUGUCCACCUCUGUCGCCAUGGGGGAGUGCGUAGCGAAGUGGGGGCACCCAGUGACAGCUGCAUCUCCACACAAACAGGGGGGAGCGGCGUUCUUUGCGUCCCCGCCCACGACAGCAGCAUGGUAGACCGCAUGGAGGAUAUCCUAAACCAGAACAGCGAAGCUAUAUCGGCUUAUGUGUAUAAAAAGAUAAUAGACAUAGAUUCAGUUCACAGCUGCAGAAAGAUUUCGACUCUGACGCAGUUCCUCGUCAUGCACCACUUUUGCCACGUUUAUAUUUUUAAAGAUAUUUGUGUCCACAUAAUAAAGUACGCGAGGAGGAUGCACUUCCUUUAUUUGGAUCGACAGAGGAAGGACGAAAUGGCGGUGCUCAUUUUGACUGUUUUUAAUUAUGUCCUUUACUUGUUUUACGAGCAUAUCAGUCGGAACCGAGUCGAGCUUUGUGUGCGAGGGAACUACGUGGCCCAGGUGAGGAGUCGCCUCCUGCACGGGGACACGCGCGUGAAUUUUUGUCACCUCAGGGGGGGGGCAGUGGAGAGGAGUGGAGAAAGGGGUGAAGACAGUCGUGAAGAGAGCGUCGAAGAGAGCGUUGAAAAUAGCGGUGAUCAGGGCGUUGAUCAGAGCGUUGACCGGAGUGGGCGUGGACGUGGUGACCAGGAUGGCCACCCAACCGUACCACUUGGCGAACGGAUCCGCGCCCCGACUGGCAAAGGGACCCCUCGCAGCAUACUCCACAGGGACCAUGAGCAGAGAGAAAAGAAGAAGCUAUUUCUACACAAUUCACUCUUUUUCAAAUUUCACGGAGACCUCUUCAAUGUGGUGCACCUAAACGCAGUAAGCAGCGACGAGGCCAAGAGAGACUACUUUAAGAACAUAGAAGAAGACAUGAGAAGUAUUAUCAACAAGGCAGGGGAAAACAUUCCGUGUGAGAGGCUUGUAAACAUCCUUGUGGACGAUGAUUUCUACGACUUGUAUGAUGAAAAAGAGGGGAGGGAUACCACUGCACGAAGGAACCCUGGCGAGGGUGCUACAAAGGACCUUAAAGAUAAUAACUACUUCAAUAGAAGGAAGUACCACCAAGAGGUUCAUUACCACGACAUCAGGCACACGGCAGACCAUAUUUUCCACUUUGCAAAGAAGUUUCUUUGCCAUGAGGAUCUCUACGUGCGAUUCAGUGCCCACCUCUGCGCCCUACGAUGCCUCUUCAUUUUUUCAACGCGACUGUAUGAGUUGUAUCCGAAGAUAUACCAGCUGUGGGGGUACGUAAAAAUCAACUUCAGAAAAGACGACUACAUGAACGACACAGUCCUUUUGAAAAUAAUUAAUUACGUGGCAACCAUCGAUGAUCAAUUUUCCCCAAAUUUCAUCCUUAGCGACAUAAUACCGGAGCUUUUCCGAAAAAUGGAGAAGCUCGAAAUGGGAAGGGAGAUGCCUAAGCAGAGUUUCGAGCACAGAUUCCUCGUCAACGCAAUGCUACUCCUCGUGAACCUGUCAAAGGAGGAAAGCUGUUUUGAGAAUAUUCACCCUUUUGUCAUCCAUUUUUGUCUAAAGUGUCUGCGCGAAGGAGUGCACGAACAGAUUAAGAGGCUCACCCUAAACAUUAUUUGCAACUUCUUCCUCAGUGACAUUCCAAAGAUAAGCCAAGCAAUACAAAAUGUGCGCAUCGUUAAAGAGAGGAUUGACCAAAUGUAUGGAAACGGUGGAAAUAGUGGAAAAAAUGGAAGCAAUGGAAACAAUGACGAAAAGCUACGAACCCAGUUUUUAAGAAGUCUCGUUAAGGAUGUCAGUAUAGAGCAGCCGUUACUAUUCCUUUCCUGUUUUCUGCAAGUGGAAAAUAUGAAGGAUGUCCUUUCUUUAGUAUUUCAUGUCGAUCUCAGUAUCGUUAAUUUUUUGUCAAUUUAUUUUGAAUUCCUGCAAAUGAAGUACAGAUAUAAAUGUCGCCUGCACCAGCACUGCCUUCUCGUGUCCAGUCACUUCUUAGGGGGGGAGCACCCAGGGCGUGUGGCGACUCCAGGUGGAGGCACACGUGGGGUGUCCCAAUCUUUGGCGUGA